AACAAUUCAUUUGCCCACAGAGGGAGAGAGAGAGAGAGAGAGGGGUCAAUCAUCGUGGCAAAGAUGAAUUCCGUGUUCCGCGUCGACGAAAUCGGCGACUCCUACUGGCCGCCGCCGCAGCCGCCGCCGUCGGCGGCCGAUCCUGCGCCGGGGGAGAUGGGACGGAGCCAAUCGGAGUGGGCGUUGGAGAGGCUUCUGGCCGAGGUGCCGUGCGCCGGCUCGAUCUCUCUUUCUUCUUCUACGAUCGCGCCGCCGGACCCGAAGCGACUGGUGGAGGGAGGUGAUCUCGAUGACCUCGUCGAGAUCAAGAAGCCGAACGGCCAGCUCGCGCCAUUGAACCAGCCGCCGCCGAAGGUGCCGGUCAAUCCUGAUGACAGCCACGCUUUCCUCAAGAAUCAGCUCGAGAUUGCGUGUGCUGCCGUCGCUCGCAUACAUGAGUCAACUACGAAGCUUGGAGAACCUAGUUGUUUUCCCGAGAUGCCGUUGCCGGCUUCAAUUUCUACACAGUUGGACAUCCAAGCUGAUGGUUCUGGUCAUGGUGUGCCAAUACCACAAGGUGCAGAUAAUGGAUCAUAUGGCAUUCCAGCCUUACCCUCCAUACAAAGAGAUUCAGGUGUGCAAGUUAAGCAAACAACAAGUGAGUCAUCAAGGGAUGAUUCAGAUGAUGAUGAACUUGAAGGCGACACAGGAACCACUGAAAACAAAGAUCCCGCUGCAGUCAGACGUGCUAGAAGGAUGCAGUCAAAUCGAGAGUCAGCUAGACGAUCCAGAAGAAGAAAACAGGAGCACAUGAGUGAACUUGAAAACCAGGUGGGACAACUGAAGGUUGAGCACACUGCACUACUGAAGCGUCUCACUGACACGAACCAAAAGUAUGAUGUAGCAUCAGUUGACAACAGAAUUUUGAAAGCUGACAUUGAGACAUUACGGGCAAAGGUGAAAAUGGCUGAAGAAACAGUCAAGCGGGUUACUGGAAUCAAUCCACUUGUCAUGGCUAUGUCAAACUUGCCUAACUCAGACAUCCCAUUUGUGAGCAGCCCAAUGGAUUCAUUCACAACUGCUGCUAUGCCGAUGCAACCAAAUGCCGACGACUUCUUUCAUCAUGCAGCUCCUAAUAUAACCUCUAUCAACCCGCAUCACCCAAGAUUUGACAGCAGUGGCUUCCCCAGGAACAACCCAGUUCCAGUGCUCGAAAACAUACUAGCCGAUGCAAACAGAUCAAUGCUGGGUGUUCCUGGCCCCUCCGGGACUAUUCCAGGUUGGAGCUCAGGCAUUCCUCCUCCACUGGCAAACACUAACAUUAAACAGAAGUAAACGCCCUGCCUGGCAUCACUCCUUUGUUAGUCAAUAGAAUCUGUCGGAAUAUCUCUAUCUUUACAUGUACUUCUGCAUGGAUCUGGAUUGUCAAUGCAUCUUUAGGGUGUGAAACUAAACUUAGUCCAGCUAAGGAGUGGAUCAUCUGGUGUCACACUAUGUUAUGUAGCCUAUGCAUUGUAAAAUAGAAGGGAAAAGGAGGAGCAUUGGAUGGAAGUGAACGCGAACCCUUUUGUUCUCGCGGAAUCUUCUUGGAGUGCUGUAAUUGCAAAAAGGAUAUUGGGGGUAUCAGAGGAACAGGUUAAUUUUUUUUGCCUGCCUUUUCAUUUCUCUGAA
This is a messenger RNA of Rhodamnia argentea, 1650 nucleotides long. RefSeq names its product light-inducible protein CPRF2. The coding region runs from base 64 to 1314 and encodes 416 amino acids. The record is from RefSeq and is a predicted model, not a curated record. NCBI's taxonomy places the organism in Eukaryota, Viridiplantae, Streptophyta, Magnoliopsida, Myrtales, Myrtaceae. Gene Ontology annotation, biological process: regulation of DNA-templated transcription. Gene Ontology annotation, molecular function: DNA-binding transcription factor activity. The transcript is spliced from 6 exons.